Eurypyga helias (sunbittern) is the source of this 630-nucleotide messenger RNA. RefSeq names its product ribosomal protein L9 (gene RPL9). Gene Ontology annotation, cellular component: cytosolic large ribosomal subunit; ribosome. Gene Ontology annotation, molecular function: structural constituent of ribosome; rRNA binding. Lineage: Eukaryota; Metazoa; Chordata; Aves; Eurypygiformes; Eurypygidae. Bases 24 to 602 code for a protein of 192 amino acids. Gene Ontology annotation, biological process: cytoplasmic translation. The record is from RefSeq and is a predicted model, not a curated record. The transcript is spliced from 7 exons.
UUCUCUCGGUUGUAAUUUUCAGGAUGAAGACCAUUCUCAGCAACCAGACCGUUGACAUCCCCGAGCGAGUCAGCGUUUUGCUGAAGGGCCGGACAGUCAUUGUGAAGGGCCCCAGAGGAACCUUGCGGAGGGAUUUUAAUCACAUCAAUGUGGAGCUGUCUCUCCUGGGAAAGAAACACAAGAAGCUUCGUGUUGACAAGUGGUGGGGUAACAGAAAGGAGCUGGCGACAGUUCGCACCAUUUGCAGUCAUGUACAGAACAUGAUAAAGGGCGUCACACUGGGAUUUCGUUACAAGAUGAGGUCUGUGUAUGCUCACUUCCCAAUCAACGUAGUUAUACAGGAUAACGGCUCACUUGUGGAAAUCCGAAACUUCUUGGGAGAGAAGUACAUUCGCAGAGUGCGUAUGAGGCCAGGUGUUUCCUGUGCAGUGUCUCAGGCCCAGAAGGAUGAGCUGAUCCUUGAAGGGAAUGACAUUGAAUUGGUCUCCAAUUCAGCUGCCUUGAUCCAGCAAGCCACUACCGUCAAGAACAAGGAUAUCAGGAAAUUCUUGGAUGGUAUCUAUGUCUCUGAGAAAGGAACAGUACAGCAGGCAGAUGAGUAAAGCUCUAAUAGUUGUCUGGAUCCUGAAA